GCGUGAGAGCGGGGGCGGUGUCGCCUCGCCGCAGCGUGGAGGGCGGCCUGGGGGGUUUCUUUCGGCGGCGCGCGGCGCUUUCCGGCUGCCGUCAAGCGCGGCGCUGGGCCGUCGGGCGGCGGCUGAGGGGCUGCCAUGGCGGCGGCGGCGGCGGCGGCGGCGGCGGCGGCGGCGGCGGCGGGCCGGCUGCCGAGUUCCUGGGUGCUGCUGGCGCCGCUGCUUGGGGGGCUCGCGCUCCUGGGAGUCGGGCCGGUUCCGGCACGGGCGCUGCACAACGUCACAGCCGAGCUCUUUGGGGCCGAGGCCUGGGGCACCUUGGCGGCCUUCGGAGACCUCAACUCCGACAAGCAGACGGACCUCUUCGUGCUGCGGGAAAGAAAUGAUUUGAUCGUCUUUUUGGCAGACCAGAAUGUUCCCUAUUUUAAACCCAAAGUAAAAGUAUCUUUGAAGAAUCACAGCACAUUGAUAACAGGUGUGGUCCCAGGGGAUUAUGAUGGGGAUUCACAAAUGGAUGUCCUUCUGACGUAUCUUCCUAAAAAUCAUGCCAGCAGUGAAUUGGGAGCUGUUAUCUUCUGGGGACAAAAUCAAACACUAGACCCUAACAAUAUGACCACACUUAAUAGAACUUUUAAAGAUGAACCACUAAUUAUGGACUUCAAUGGUGAUUUGAUUCCUGAUAUAUUUGGUAUCACAAAUGUAUCUAAGCAGCCUCAAGUACUUUUGGGAGGGAAUUUAUCAUGGCAUCCUGCACUGAUCACUAACAGUAAAAUGCGAAUUCCACAUUCUCAUGCAUUUAUUGAUCUGACUGAAGACUUUACAGCAGAUUUAUUCCUCACAACAUUGUCUGCCUCUAGUACCUCCCAGUUUGAAAUAUGGGAAAAUUUGGAUGGAAAUUUUUCUAUGAGUGCUGUACUUGAAAAACCUGACAAUAUGAUGGUGGUUGGACAAUCAGCAUUUGCAGACUUUGAUGGAGACGGACACAUGGAUCACUUACUGCCAGGCUGUGAAGAUAAAAACUGCCAAAAAAGCAUCAUCUACUUAGUGAGAUCUGGAACAAAACAGUGGAUUCCAGUCCUACAGGAUUUCAGCUAUAAGGGCACACUGUGGGGCUUUGUACCAUUUGUGUCUGAACAGCGACCAACUGAAAUACCAAUUCCAAUCACCCUUCAUAUUGGAGACUACAACAUGGAUGGCUAUCCAGAUGCUCUAGCCAUACUGAAGAAUACUUCUGGAAGCAAUCAGCAGGCCUUUUUACUGGAGAAUGUCCCCUGUAAUAAUGCAAGCUGUGAGAGGGCACAUCGCAUGUUUAAAGUCUACUGGGAGCUGUCAGACCUAAAUCAAAUCAGAGAUGCCAUGGUUGCCACCUUCUUUGACAUUUAUGAAGAUGGAAUCUUGGACAUUGUAGUAUUAAGUAAAGGAUAUAAAAAGAAUGAUUUUGCCAUCCAUACACUUAAAAAUAACUUUGAAGCUGAUGCGUAUUUUGUUAAAGUCAUCGUUCUUAGUGGUCUCUGUUCUAAUGACUGUCCUCGUAAGAUAACACCCUUUGGAGUAAAUCAGCCUGGACCUUAUAUCAUGUAUACAACUGUAGAUGCAAAUGGGUAUCUGAAAAAUGGUUCAGCUGGACAACUCAGCCAGUCGGCACACUUAGCCCUCCAACUACCAUACAACGUACUUGGUUUGGGUCGAAGUGCAAAUUUUCUUGAUCAUCUUUAUGUUGGCAUUCCCCGUCCAUCUGGAGAGAAAUCUAUACGAAAACAAGAGUGGACAGCAAUUAUUCCAAAUUCCCAGCUCAUUGUCAUUCCAUAUCCUCACAAUGUUCCUCGAAGCUGGAGUGCCAAACUUUAUCUUACACCAAGUAAUAUUGUUCUGCUUACUGCUAUAGCUCUCAUUGGAGUCUGUAUUUUCAUCUUGACAAUAAUUGGCAUCUUACAUUGGCAGGAAAAGAAAGCAGACGAUAGAGAAAAACGACAAGAAGCCCAUCGGUUUCAUUUUGAUGCUAUGUGAUAUGCCUUUAAAAUUACAUAACAGAACGUCUCUUCACUUGAUUACCUGAAAUGCUAAAUUUUGGCUUGUAGAAGAAAAUAGGUGAUAAUGAAAAUUAUUUAUAAAUGACGCAUCCCUUGAUAAUUAUUGGAAGUACUGAAAUAAAUAUGGUCUGAGUGUGUCACAAGGUCUUUUUUUAAAGAACUUUGUAUACAAUAAUUUGGGUUCUUUAUUCAAUUGUGCUGUACAUUUUUGUUCUUUUGUGGAAUGUGUUGCAUGUACUUUGGUGUUUAUGUAUUUAUAAGCUUAUUAGAAUAAUGAUGGGAAAUAUGUAAAUAAAAAUAUUUAAAUGAAAGGGUUUUCUGUGUUCCACUUGAAUUAGUCGUGCUGCUUAUGCUAAUGAUACAAAUUACUUUUGUUAACUUAUCAAAAAUAAAAUUAUUAACCAUCCAAGCAAGGUCAAGGGUCUUUCACUAAUGGUAUACAGUAUUUUAAUUGGGUAGUCUGGCUUUCAAAUUUUAUCAGAAAAACUUGCCUUAUAUUCCUUGUUCCACCACUUACAAACUGUUUGAGCCAAUUAACUUCCAUAAGCCUCAGUUUUUAUAUUUGCUUGCCUUCCAUAAGCCUCAGUUUUCAUAUUUACAUGUGGGCUAAUAAUACUAUUAUUAACAAUACUAUUUGAGUUAUUGUAAACAAUAAAUGGGAUGAUUUGUAUAAAGUGUUGCACUUGGUGCCUAGCACAGAGUAUUAAAUAAAUGCUGUCUUUACUGUUUUUAGGUAAUUUUUUAAUGAGUCCACCACUCGUUAUCAAAAUAUAUACUUGAUAUGAUUUUGUUCAUAUUCUCUGGGAAAAAACUAAAUUAAAAAAACUAAAGUCUUGAUGGUUGACAUCUUAAAACAUUUAUUACUUGCCCAUAUUAGCUAAAAAUCACAGUAUCUAAGAAGUAAUGUGCCCUAUAAUUUUCCAUCUGAACAACUGAUCCUUAUCAUAUAGUCAUGAAGAGCAUUUGACUUCUUGAAAAGAAACUCACUGUGAAUAUGCAUCUAGAAAUGCAAAUCUUUAAUAAGAUUUUUAUUCUCAAAAACUUAAAGGAGUCUAUUAUUUAUAUUCAUACUUGCAAAUUUCUGUGAACUUCAAUUCACAAAAAAGUUACUCUCAGAAGACAUUUAGAUCUAAGUUUGGAGGGUAAAAAGUUUAUAUAUCAGUAUUACGAUUUUUUUAAUAUACAGGCCAGAGCGAUAACACAGUGGUAAGGCUCUUGCCUUGCUCAAGGCCAACCUGGGUUCGUUCCCUGGCAUCCCAUGUCGUCCCUCAAGUACAUUCCUGAGUGCAGAGCCCAGAAUAACCCCUGAGCAUUGCAGAAUGUGGUCCAACAAACAAUAAAAUAAAUUUUUUCUAAUAUGCAAACAGAUAGAAAACAAAACUUAGCAGGAAAGAAUUUUGUACGUUUUUUUUCUUUCAGCUGAAAAUGGCAUGUGUGUAAAUUAUUUGCUUUGUGUAUCUGAGCAUGUUAAUAUGUCAAUAAAUUUUCUCUGUUAAAACGGU
This is a messenger RNA of Sorex araneus (European shrew), 3529 nucleotides long. It is a transcript of the gene ITFG1, whose product is annotated as integrin alpha FG-GAP repeat containing 1. NCBI's taxonomy places the organism in Eukaryota, Metazoa, Chordata, Mammalia, Eulipotyphla, Soricidae. The transcript is spliced from 18 exons. Gene Ontology annotation, cellular component: plasma membrane. The coding region runs from base 136 to 2004 and encodes 622 amino acids. The record is from RefSeq and is a predicted model, not a curated record.